GGGGAGGCACCGGAAGGCGCCCGGCGCUGAUUCAUUGCAAUAAAUUGUUCCCGGCGCGGUGAGGUUCGGACAUCGCCGCCCGAGCAGGAGCAGGAGCAGGAGCGGGAGCGGGAGCCGGAGCCAGAGCCACAACCAGAGCAGGAGCCAGGAUCGCAACCGGAGAGGGAGGAUGAAGAUGCAAGCUGAGGUGAUCCGCGAAGGCGAGCUGGAGAAGCGGAGCGACAGCCUUUUCCAGCUGUGGAAGAAGAAGCUGGUGGUGCUGACCAAGGACAGCCUCAGCCUUUUCCCCGACGGGCACAAGCGGGCCAAGGGCAAGGAGCUAGGCUUCGGCUCCAUCCUCAAGGUGGACUGCGUGGAGCGCACGGGCAAGUACAUCUACUUCACCAUCGUCACCAAGGACCGCAAGGAGAUUGACUUUCGGUGCCCGGACCAGAGCUGCUGGAACGCCUCCAUCACCAUGGCCCUUAUCGAUUUCCAGAACAAACGGGCCAUACAGGACUUCAAGAGCCGCCAGGAACUGGAGCAGGCGGCGGGGGCCCAAGAGCGGCGGCUGGCCCGGGCACCCUGAGCCGCCCCCCGGCCGGCCCGGCCCGGCCUGGUUCCAGAGCAUACCACUGGAUGAUAAACCAGAUCAAGUGUCUUGGACUGAAAUGGGACAGGGUACCAAUGAAGGAAAGCGAAGAAGAGCGCUGGAAGCAGCUUGGUUUUUCUCCCAAGCCCGUUGAGGCAGCAGAGCAAAGAGCCCUGAGCUUUGCCUGAGAUGCAUUUAAAGACAAACCAAAGACUUUGGUAAAGGACUUCUGAGCGAAGCGCCCACGUGCCCGGAGCGGCACAGCUUCACCAAACAUUAUCUUCUAUUUAUGAGACAAGAGGAAGAUUCCACACUGACUGGUGGUGUUAAACAUAGUUUAAAUUAUUUGUAGUAUCUAUAUUUGUAUUUAUUUUGAGGAAUGUCUUUCAGCAGUUACUGGUCUUAAUAUUGCUUUUGCAUUAAUAUGUCCAUUCCAAAUAAAUUACUUGAAAUGUUCA
Dryobates pubescens (Downy woodpecker) is the source of this 1029-nucleotide messenger RNA. It is a transcript of the gene PHLDA2, whose product is annotated as pleckstrin homology like domain family A member 2. Gene Ontology annotation, biological process: positive regulation of apoptotic process. The transcript is spliced from 2 exons. The coding region runs from base 170 to 568 and encodes 132 amino acids. The record is from RefSeq and is a predicted model, not a curated record. Gene Ontology annotation, molecular function: phosphatidylinositol phosphate binding. NCBI's taxonomy places the organism in Eukaryota, Metazoa, Chordata, Aves, Piciformes, Picidae.